This is a messenger RNA of Lutra lutra (Eurasian river otter), 1833 nucleotides long. Its product is annotated as zinc finger protein 135-like. The record is from RefSeq and is a predicted model, not a curated record. The transcript has a single exon. Gene Ontology annotation, biological process: negative regulation of transcription by RNA polymerase II. Gene Ontology annotation, molecular function: DNA-binding transcription repressor activity, RNA polymerase II-specific. Bases 113 to 1390 code for a protein of 425 amino acids. Lineage: Eukaryota; Metazoa; Chordata; Mammalia; Carnivora; Mustelidae.
GUCAUCAAGCCUAAACAUCAAUGAGAUAAUCCCUUGGGGAAAGGAAACUUACAUUUUUAAGGAAUGUGGUAAAUCCUUCGACUGCCCCUCAACACUAUCUCAACAUCAGCGAAUGCAUACUGGAGAAAAAGUAUACAAAUGUGAAGAAGGCAAUCAAAGCUUUAAGGACUGUUCAUCAAUAAAUGGACAUUCGGAGAUCUAUUCUGGAGAGAAACCCUGCAAAUGUCAAGAAUGUGGCAAGGCUUUUAACGAUCACUCAAGUCUUAAUAGACAGCACCAAAUUCAUAUUGCAAGGAAAAAUUACAACUGUAAUGAAUGUGCCAGAGCCUUUACAUCAUGUUCAAAACUUAUUCAACAUCAGAGAAUUCAUACUGGAGAGAAACCUUACCAAUGUCAAAAAUGUGGCAAGGCCUUUAAACGCCUUUCACACCUUUCUCAACAUCAUAGAAUUCAUACUGGAAAGAAACCUUACCAAUGUCAGGAAUGUGGCAAGGCCUUUACCUGGAGGUCAAAUCUUUCUCGGCAUCACAAAAUUCAUACUGCAGAGAAAACUUACCAAUGUCAAGAAUGUGGCGAGGCCUUUAAGUGGAGGUCACAUCUUUAUCAACAUCACAAUAUUCAUAAUGGAGAGAAAACUUACCAAUGCCAAGAAUGUGGCAAGGCCUUUAACUGGAGGUCAGGUCUUGCUGAGCAUAAAAGAAUUCAUUGUGGAGAAAAUCCUUACCAAUGUGAAGAAUGUGGCAAGCCCUUUAAGGACAGCACAACUCUUAUUGAACAUUACAGAACUCAUACUGGACAGAAACCUUACCGAUGUCAAAAAUGUGGCAAAAGCUUUAAUUGGAAGUCAUCCCUUAUUCAACAUUACAGAUCUCAUACUGGAGAAAAACCUUACCAAUGUCAAAAAUGUGGCAAGUCCUUUAACCGGAGGUCAUCCCUUAUUAAACAUCACCGAAUUCAUACUGGAGAAAAACCUUACCAAUGUCAAAAAUGUGGCAAGGCCUUUUGUUACAGGUCAUCCCUUACUCAGCAUCAUAGAACUCAUACUGGAGAGAAACCUUACCAAUGUCAAGAAUGUGGUAAGGCCUAUGCCAUCCCUUCACAACUUACUAAACAUCACAGAAUUCAUAGUGUAGAGAAACCGUACCAAUGUCAUGAAUGUGGCAUGGCCUUUCUCCACAGCUCAGCCCUUAUACGACAUCACAUAAUUCAUAGUGGAGAGAAACCUUACCAAUGUCAUGAAUGUGGCAAGAGCUUUAAACGGAGUUCAUACCUUAUUCAACAUCACAGAACUCAUACUGGAGAGAAACCUUACCAAUGUCGGGAAUGUGGCAAGGCCUUUACCUGGAGGUCAGGUCUUACUCAGCAUUACAGAACUCAUUGUGGAGAAUAAUCUUACCAAUGUGAAGAAUGUGGCAAGCCCUUUAGGGACAGCUCAACUCUUAAUGAGCAUUACAGAACUCAUACUGGAGAGGAUCCUUACCAAUGUCAAGAAUGUGGCAAGGCCUUCAAGGUGAACUCACACCUCAGUUGACAUAGCAGAACUCAUACUAGAGCGUAACCCUAUAAAUUCCAAAAAUGUGGCAAGGCCUCUAACUGGUGCUCAAGGCUUAGUCAGCAUCAGAGAAUUCAUAAUGGAAAGACAUCUUACCAAUAUCAAGACUGCGGCAAGACCUUUAACCACAGCUCAGGCCUUACUCUACAUUACAGAAUUCAUACUGGAGAGAAACCUGGCAAAUGUCAUGAAUGUGGCAAGGCCUUUAACCAAAGAUCAAGUGUUACUGAGCAUCAGAGAGUUCAUCCUGGAGAGGAACCUUACCAACGUCAAGAAUAUUG